This is a messenger RNA of Mytilus californianus (California mussel), 2169 nucleotides long. RefSeq lists its product as uncharacterized. NCBI's taxonomy places the organism in Eukaryota, Metazoa, Mollusca, Bivalvia, Mytilida, Mytilidae. The transcript has a single exon. The coding region runs from base 35 to 1816 and encodes 593 amino acids. The record is from RefSeq and is a predicted model, not a curated record.
ACGUGUAAUUCUAUUUAAUCAAUAUUUAAACAAUAUGGACGAUAUUAAAUGUGCAAUCCUUAAGGAACUUUAUGGAGAAAUAUUGGACGAUUUAGAUCCGAUCUACAUACUACCAUGUUUGUAUGAGAUACUACCCAGCAAAGUAUGUAAUAAAUUUAAACAAAUGAAAGAAAGAACAGACAGAGUUCAUUUGUUUAUGGAAAUGGCUCUCAACUGUAUGACUUUAGAAGACAUUUUUCAAGCGUUUUCGUAUCAAGGCGCAUUUGUAUUUUUGACCAAAAAAAUACUUAACAAACUUAAAGUAAAAAUUCAAAAUGAUAAAGUUUAUUAUACAAUAAGAAUAGGACUUUUCACGAGACAUCGAAAAGAAUUAGUAGAAUUUAGACACAGACUAAAAAUGUUUUCUUUAACUGGCGAUCAAAAAUCAUUCGACAAGGAAGUAAAUCAAGUAGUUUCUUUGUGGAAUAACGACAACUAUCGUAGGUCUUUACCAGUUACAGGGCGACAGAAAUUAGCGGAUAGAUACUUCUUCGUGAGGGAUGCACAAUGUGAAAACAUACGCCUGAAAUAUGAAGAGACACUGAAAAACACUGACGUUCUACGGGAAAUAGAAGAAAUAGCUAAAUUUUCAACCAACCCUAUAUUAAUUGAUAUGAUGUACCUGGCUCGGAAGGCAUCUGCUAUGAUAAUGGCUGACCCUGACUCGCACGAAAACGCUUAUAAAGAUUAUUUAGAAAUUGCAGAGCAGCAUACAGAGCUGGUACCUGCUUGUCGUGAAACUGGGCUUGUAUUCUAUAUCAAAUAUAAUUUCAUUUGUCUCAGAUAUGAAAAAUGUCUUGACAAAAAAUUAAAACAAGAAUUGUUCAAUAUUGCUGGUAAAGCUGUUGAUCAUUUUACAAGAGAAUACGAACAAGUUGCCAACGAUUUUCAAAAUAUUUUUAAGAUAAAACUGGCCCAUUUACAAUUAGGAAUAGGCGUUCUAGGUAGUAUAAUAGAAGAUGCAAUUAUAACAGAAGAAGAAAUAAAUGAUGCAACAAUGAGUUUGAGUAAGCUGAAUGAGAAACAAUUAUCAAAUAGGUGGAAAUGGGGCUAUUAUAUUGCUAAAUCAAAAAUACUUUGGUUGAGAAGGAAUUUACACGAUGCCCUAAAAUAUGCAGAAAUUGCAUAUUCACAUGCAGUGAAAGGAAAAUUUAAAAAGGAAGUUAAAGGAACUGAGGAUAUGUUGAAUGCCAUACGAUCGGAACUGUGUGGCAGUUCUUAUUUGACUACAACAAAACAAAACACAGACCAACAAGAGCUAAACUCACAAAACUUGCCCCAACCAGAUUCAACCGGAUUAUGUGAUGUUCUACAAGGUCCCAGUAUCCGUGAACCAGAACCUCUUUCUAAGCUACCACAACAGCAGUCUCAACCUCUUAAUAAUUUUCAAUUGAUUUUAGAUGCAAUAAACCAAAUGGAUCGGAAGUUAAGCAAACUAGACAUGCUUGAUGAUUUAGGUGCUAGAAUGUCAGUAUUGGAAACUCGGAUUGAUAAUAUUAACAAACCUGAUAUGCUUAAUUAUUUAAGUGCGAAAAUGUCAGCUUUGGAAACCCAAGUUAACAAAAUGAACAAACCUGACAUGCUUAAUUCCUUGAGUGAUAGAAUGACAGCUAUAAAAUCUCAAGUUGAUAAUAUUACACGUGAAAUGACAUCUUUUAAGCAAGAAUUUAAUGAACAAUUUGAAAGAUUUACAAGUGUUGAGAGGAGACUUGCCAGCUUAGAAACCGAGAUUGAAAAACUGGUGGUUGAGAAUAAGGAAUUGAAACAGACACUUUAAAAAUACAGUUGCAAUAGUUAAAAUGAUAGAAUGUCUUAAUGAGCAUACAAUAACAGGAAAGAAUGAUUGCAUUGAUCAGUAUUAUAAAGUAGAUAGAACUUAAAGAAAUGAAAAUAUACCUCAAUAAUGCAAAAAUGUCGAUACUUAAAAAAGAAGACUAUUUUACAAUGUUUAGAUGUCAGCUUGUUCUAAUUCUUACUUAUGUUCGAAAACAUAACAAUUGACAUUUGUUUGGAUACAACAUAUAGAUCUGCCCAUGCAAUUGUAGACCUUGGUUGAUGAAUUAACAAGUGAAGAAUGUUUGCUUACCCUUAUUGCAAUGCAAUCAAUAAACAUGCUGUACAGAGUUAAUA